Musca domestica (house fly) is the source of this 372-nucleotide messenger RNA. RefSeq names its product histone H2B-like. The coding region runs from base 1 to 369 and encodes 122 amino acids. The transcript is spliced from 2 exons. The record is from RefSeq and is a predicted model, not a curated record. Gene Ontology annotation, molecular function: structural constituent of chromatin; DNA binding; protein heterodimerization activity. Gene Ontology annotation, cellular component: nucleosome. Lineage: Eukaryota; Metazoa; Arthropoda; Insecta; Diptera; Muscidae.
AUGAAGAAAUCUAUUAAAGCAGCAAAAAAGGCCGGCAAAGCCCAAAAGAACAUUACCAAGGGCGAUAAGUCGAAGAGACGUACUAAGCGUAAGGAGAGUUACGCUAUCUACAUUUACAAAGUGUUGAAGCAAGUCCAUCCCGACACCGGUAUCUCCUCCAAGGCCAUGAGCAUCAUGAACAGUUUCGUCAAGGAUAUCUUCGAACGUAUUGCCGCCGAAGCCUCUCGUUUGGCCCACUACAACAAGCGCUCAACCAUCACCAGUCGGGAAAUCCAGACCGCCGUCCGUCUAUUGUUGCCCGGUGAAUUGGCUAAGCACGCCGUCAGUGAAGGUACCAAGGCUGUUGCUAAAUACACCAGCUCCAAGUAAAUG